Messenger RNA from Aplysia californica (California sea hare), 4689 nucleotides. Its product is annotated as acid phosphatase type 7. Gene Ontology annotation, molecular function: acid phosphatase activity; metal ion binding. NCBI's taxonomy places the organism in Eukaryota, Metazoa, Mollusca, Gastropoda, Aplysiida, Aplysiidae. The transcript has 10 exons. The coding region runs from base 1 to 1863 and encodes 620 amino acids. The record is from RefSeq and is a predicted model, not a curated record.
AUGAUUAUAAUAGAAAUGAGUAAUCGCUCUUCUUCGAAGAAGGUAGAAUCUAGUCGAUUCAGCUGCAAGCAAGUGACUGUCGCAAGGAAUCAAAAGGAAUCAAACAGAAUGUUCCCUCAGUCGGUGUCUGCUGUUUUGAUUGUAACUUCUCUGGCACUGUCUGUUGUGCACACAUCCGAGAUUCCAAAAGGUCAGAUUCCUGAUCUUGACACGGCCGUGGCUCCUGGGGCGGGGACUGCUAGAAGUGUCGAAGAUGACGAGGUGUGGUGUAUGCCAGAACAGGUACACCUGUCUUUGGGCAAUGUGACGUCUGAGAUGGUGGUGAUGUGGGCCACACGAGGCAACUGUGAUUCUGUCGUCCAUUACGCUGCACACCCAUGGAACCUUGAUCUUACUGCUAGCGGCUCAUGUGUGGAGCUAGAGAAUGUUGGCAAUAAAAGUUUGAAGUACCUUCAUCGAGCUGUCCUUAAGGAUCUGAGUCCCAACCUGACCUACUACUAUCGGCCAGUUGUCAAGAAUGGUGUGGGUUCCAAUUCUCUCCUCUUCAAGACAUCUCCGUCCAGUAGCAGCUGGUCUUCCAAGUUUUUAGUUCUCAGUAGCACUGGGUCAGAGAAUGACCUCAUGAACUCUGUGACCAGGGAGGUGCAGUCUGGACAGUUUGCUUCCUUACUUUACAACGGAGAGCUAGGGCCAGCAGAAAGGACGGAGGACUGGGAGGGGAUCGACGAGUCGGAGGAUUUCCUGACACGAGCAGAGCAAGCGGUGGCCACGCUGCCUGUGUUGAUCGCGCCACAGAGCAAAGAUGAGGGCGCGUCGGGUCCGGACGUGAACAAACACUUCUCCAUGCCGGGCUGGGGGUGGCCGCAGUCGGUGGACAGACCCUGGUACAGUGUGGACGUGGGUCUGGUACAUCUGGUCAGUUUCUCCACUGACCUGAUAUUUGCGGAGGACACGACAAAAGCCACAGCUCAGCGUGACUGGCUUGUCCGCGACCUCACGGAGGUUAAUCAGCGCAGGAACGAGACACCCUGGGUUAUUGCCCUUGGCUCACACCCCAUGUACUGUUCCUACGGCAACCCAAGCUCAGAUGACUGUGCUAUGAAUACUUCCAAAGUCCGCCAUGCCCUAGAAGACAUGUUCUACCACUUUGCCGUGGACCUAGUGUUAGAGUCGGGGUUCCCGGGCUACGAGCGAGGCUGGCCCCAGUACAAGGGGGUCCUGGUGGAUGAGUCGUACUGGCAGCCGCGCGCUCCCGUGGAGAUCGUACUGGGCUCCCGGGCCGGGGAUGGGGCCGGGGCUCAGAACAAGAACAACACAGUGGAAUGGUCGGCGCUGCAUUUACCGGAGGCCGGAGGUCACAGCUUUGGCCGUCUGACCGUCGCCAACGCCAGUCACCUCCUGUGGGAGCUGUGCGAGGAAAGCAAGAUGGCCGUCCUGGACAGUUUCUGGCUGGUGCAGUCGACGCACGGGAACUUCAGCCUGGCCAACCUGCCGCACAACGUGAGUCACCAGAUUAACCAGACCAUCAUCGCCAUGGGGGGAAAACCUGGCACCUACGACUUCAUCAGCGGCGACAAGGCGGGCGGGGCGGGGGAGGGCUGGUCCCAGUACUCGCUGUGGAUCGGUCUGGGCGCGCUCUCCUGUGUCUUGCUGCUAGUACUGGGUCUGGUCACGCUGCGCUCGUGUCUGCGACGGCGCCGCGCCAAGUCGGGCCGCAGGUGGCGGGAGAUGGACCGCAACGGGGGCGGUGCGGGGAACUUCUACUCCGUCGGGUCGGACUCGGACACAGACGACAACGACUUUGAGAUUGACGUCUAUGACAAGACCAACAAACAGAGCUCCAAGCUGCUCACUUCGUACUAAGUCUGGGGUUUAGGGGAUUCUUUUUAGGUAUUUACUAGGCACAGGGUGACUAUAGGCACAGGGUGACUACAAAUCUGUUCAAAGUACUUUUGGUUCCACAGAACAUACCAGUAGUUGGAGAAACUGUCGCUGUCGUGACAUUUCCCCGGCACUGAUGUCAGACAUGUUUUGUUGCCGUCUACUGUAGAGGCUGAGAUGUGCCAAGCCGACACGACUGAAUGUCCAGUGACUGCGGUCAAAGAGACGACUGUUUUGAUACACAAGUACAGGCCAUUGACUCGCCAUUGGAGAUACUGACUGCAAACCGGAGGACCAGUUUCUCAGACAAUGUGUCUGCUUCAAAGAAAAAAAAUAGUUACAGGUUGUUUUUUUAUGCAGUGAAAACUGGAAAAUGUAAGCCUACACAAAUGUUUUGUAGAAGAUGGUAGUUGGGGCCUACUGGUUUGAUUUCUGUCUGAGAGCUGUUCCCAUCCCUAUAAAAAGAAGUGCUUACAAGCACUUCUAUUACAACUAACAGUAUUUAUGGUAGAGAUGAAUAUAGAUUUGUAAUUCAGAGGAAUAUAUACAUAUUCAUUGCCAACUGACUUUAUUUGGAAAUCAGAUUGACUGAUGCCAAUUUAGCGCCCCGGCUCUGUUUAUGUGACUUCCCUGAUGUAGAAAUAUGCUUUGUUGUUUGACUGAGUUAUUGCUUCAUCAGUGGGUGAGAAGGCUACAUUUGAACGUAUUUGCUUCAUCAGUGGAUGAGAAGGCUACAUUUGAACGUAUUUGCUUCAUCAGUGGAUGAGAAGGCUACAUUUGAACGUAUUUGCUUCAUCAGUGAAUGAGAAGGCUACAUUUGAACGUAUUUGCUGCAUCAGUGGAUGGGAAGGCUACAUUUGAACGUCUCUACAAGUUUUUCAAGCAUAGAUGAUUUUGUAAAGUUCACCAAUAAUGUUUACUAUGAUAGAGAAAUCCCUUGUAGUUAAACAGUGUGUUUGUGAUAUGGAGGCAUGGUGUUUUGUAACUUUCCUAAUACAUAUAUUUGAUAUUUGCUGAUCAGAAGGCACCAUAACACAGUCAUGUCUGUGUUCCUGUCUGCCAAGUUCUGGAUGUUUUGGUCAAGGAUUUGUCUCAUCUGAUUGUCAUUUUUACACUGAUAAUCUUGCGACAUUGGUUAUUUUGACUUGGUUAUUAUUCAUUUCUUAAAACCAUGUUAUUUGGAAUGUCCCGUCGGACCUUUAAGCUUUUCGCUGUAUUCUUGUCUGUUUUUGGUUUUUCAUCGUUGAAAAUGAAAAUGUACCAAUGGGGUGUAGCCUUGAUGGAGAGGGGAGACCACAGAAGAAAAUGCUUCAGCUUGAGACAUUCUGUGAGAGUCUGUUGAAGACGUGGCAACACUUGACACUUGAGAGUGAAUAACACGAACCUAUCGGUCGCUCGUCAUCUGGAGUGAGUUGUUGUAAGUCGCAGUAUGUGUGGUGCGUAUGAGAAAAAUUAAUUUCCGCCGCCAAAUGUGUGCUUUAUUCUACACAGCACUGAUUGCUCAAAAUCAUAAGCAUUAUUUGAUCCAAAGCAGAGGAGUUUGUGUUUAUUGUUUUGUCUACGGUUUAAUCACUUUCAAUUCAGUUGUUAUGACAUGAAGCUCAGGCUGGCUGACUGAGUUCAUAAGACGAAAUAGUUUACACAUGUCUUAUUCAUUUUGCAAAUAUAAUUUGGGACCAACAUUUUUUUUUCAAUGAUGGGUCUGAUUACUUUUCCUGUAUUAAAAUUCUUCAUUUAACAAAAUGUAAUAAGAUUACUCUGACAGCCAAGUCUCAGUUUCUUCAAUGGGAAUUCAGCCAGUAAUUAACACCAGAAAGGACCAUUUGGUGGUGCCUGUUUUGUAAUAGUUGUCUUCUCUACUUUGUAGGCCAGACGUGUGAGUUCAGUCCCCUUGUGGCAUCUGAUGGUCUGGGGGGAUGUCUUCUCCCUGUCAUCUUAAUGAUCCUCAUCAAAGUGCAAGUGAAAGAUGCAUCAAUUUCACAUUUUACUUCUCAUUUUCAGUUUCGGAUUUAGUCUGAAAGAGAUGGUUUCCUUUGGAAAUAUUUUACUUGUUGGAGUGGCAUUGAAGGGUAGCGUUCUUUGGACAGGUAGGUGUGUGGUGUGUCCUUCAUCAAAGCGAGUUGACCGUGCCUGCUAGGUGUGCUGCGAUGUAGUGACCGAUGUGGGAUUUUGUGAUGUGCGUUGAGUAGAAGAGGGGUGUUGUUGUGCAAUAUUGAUGAACUAUCUAUAGAUCUGUUGUGAUUUGGAGUUUUGGACACGGAUGAAUGUAAUCAUCUUUUGUUCUUUUCUUUUUUUCUGUUUCAUUUUCAUUUCAGCCAUUAUUAAUGAAUAUUCCAUUUCUGUGAUAUGUCGUCCUACUUUGUGACAUGGCAGGUUUUGUCAGUGUCCACUGAUUGUGUUUUGUUUUUUGACUUGAGCUCACCACUUCUCUGAACCUUUGUAUGAUGGUGACAAAUUCUUUUGUGUGUUGCAGGGUACCCGCACAUUUUUGCAAACAGCUUCUCUGUAGCGGGGAGUGGCCAGUUUGGCAGCAUUUUGAUAUUUCCUGUCGCAGUUGGCUUGUUUCAUUUUUUGUGUGGGUUUUGUUCAGAUAUUACUUUUCAGACUUUUUUCACUUCUAAUUAUUUCUGCACUCACAGAAACUCACUGAUUGUCAAUUGAGUCCUCUCAAAGUAUUUAUUUUGCUGGCUUUCUGUAACAAAUUGUGUCACAAUGAGGUGGAAUCAGGCACUUGUCAAUUUUUGGGCAUGUGGAGUUAUUGGUAUCGUCUUUAAGCUUGUUCAUUUCUCUUGUUUUUGGUGAAAAAAA